AUGGAAUCACCACAAACACAAACGUGGUACGGAGCCGCUCUCGGAACCCUCCUCGCAUCUGCACUAAACGCGUGGUACUUUCUUCUGAUUUUGCUCUGCCUUUCAGAAAGGUUCAGGGGCUGGCGAAAGAGGGUGGAGGACUGGUUAGACGACCACAACAAGUGGGCCAAGGAGAAGGCUGCGGACAAGGCCAAGGAGAAGGCUAAGGAAAAGAAUAUAACCAAAGCGGCGGAGAGAGAUGAGUUGGGGAAAAUGGUGGAGAAGAGGGUGGCGGCGGGGGUGAAGAAAGAGUUAGAGGAGGAGAUGGAGGAGGAGAUUAAGAAGCAGAAGGGAGAGUUGGUGAAGCAGGGGAGGACAGAAGAGAGGAAGAGACAGGCCAAGCGAGCCGAGCAGAUGGAGGAGAAGUUGAAGGAGCUAAGGGCGCAGCUGCAGAAAACCGUGGCCCUAAUAGUGUGA
This is a messenger RNA of Lindgomyces ingoldianus, 456 nucleotides long. RefSeq lists its product as uncharacterized. The transcript has a single exon. NCBI's taxonomy places the organism in Eukaryota, Fungi, Ascomycota, Dothideomycetes, Pleosporales, Lindgomycetaceae. The record is from RefSeq and is a predicted model, not a curated record. The coding region runs from base 1 to 456 and encodes 151 amino acids.